This is a messenger RNA of Solea senegalensis (Senegalese sole), 1415 nucleotides long. RefSeq names its product ankyrin repeat domain 29 (gene ankrd29). Gene Ontology annotation, molecular function: protein binding. The transcript has 10 exons. The record is from RefSeq and is a predicted model, not a curated record. NCBI's taxonomy places the organism in Eukaryota, Metazoa, Chordata, Actinopteri, Pleuronectiformes, Soleidae. Gene Ontology annotation, cellular component: cytoplasm; nucleus. Bases 187 to 1086 code for a protein of 299 amino acids.
UGCAGCACUGACUGCAGAGGAUGAGCUCAGCUCAGCUGCUUGUGUGUUAUUAAGGCUGGGGACGGCCGCCGCCAACACCCAGACACAGUGCGGCAAAAACAGGCGAGUGUCGCUCAGCUCAGCGUCGUCUCUAAUGAGUGAGUGCGCAGGAAGAAACAUGAGUCACGAGUGAGUGAGGUCUGCACCAUGUCUUUUAAGAAGGAAACACCCCUGGCUAAUGCUGUGUUUUGGGCAGCUCGGAAAGGGAACUUGGCUCUUCUUCAGCUGCUGCUCAACAGCGGCCGCGUGGACGCAGACUGCAGAGACAGUUAUGGAACUACAGCGCUGAUGGUGGCGUCAUACAGCGGCCAUUAUGAGUGUGUCAAAGAACUCAUUAUGCAAGGAGCUGACAUCAACUACCAGAGGGAGACAGGUUCUACUGCCCUGUUCUUCGCCUCCCAGCAGGGCUACCAUGAGAUUGUGAAGCUCCUCUUUGAAUUUGGUGCCUCCACUGAAUUCCAGACAAAGGAUGGUGGCACGGCUCUCACUGCCGCUGCACAGUAUGGACACUCCAAGGUGGUGGAGAUCUUGCUAAAGAAUGGAGCCAACAUUCAUGAGCAGUUGAAUGAUGGUGCCACGCCUCUGUUCCUCGCCGCUCAAGAGGGUCAUGUGACUGUGAUUCGUCAGCUGCUUGCAUCUGGUGCCAAGGUUAACCAAGUGAGGGAGGAUGGCACUGCCCCCCUGUGGAUGGCAGCUCAGAUGGGACACAGUGAGGUGGUGAAGGUGCUGCUUCUGCGUGGUGCGGAUCGGGAUGCUGACAGACAAGAUGGAUCAACAGCAUUAUUCAAAGCAGCUUUAAAGGGACACAGCAGUGUCAUUGAGGAGCUCCUCAAGUUUUCUCCUUCACUUGGCCGUCUUAAGAAUGGCUCCACUGCCCUUCAUGCUGCUGUUAUGAGUGGAAAUCUGCAGACCGUUCUGCUGCUGCUCGGGGCCAACGCCGACCCCACGCUGCCAAAUAAGCAUAAUGAACUCCCUGCAGAUCUCACAAAGAGCGAUCGCAUCCUUCAACUUUUACAUCCAAAAAUCUCAAACAGAGACAGCUGUUGACAAUCCAGACCCCGUCCUUCCUUGCUCGCUUGCACCACAUCCGUGUGAGGGGGAAAAUAAUGCAACAAGUGUAUCAAACCGACUGAAAUACAACCUGUACUGUAUAUGGUGCUUUGCUUUUGAUUGCUGCCACAUGUUGAAUAAACCCGGACUAAAUUCUGAGCAAAGUAAUGUGCAACCAAAAUGGAUCCGUCUCCCACAUGCAUCGUCUCCUUUACGCUGGUGUUAUAUAAUAUUUGCAUUUAUUUUUGUUUACCCCACACCCAGGUGUUGUAAUAUGUUUUGAUAUUUUUUGCACACUAUUUCUUUGCCUUUUUAAUAAAUGUAAU